Molecule: messenger RNA, 847 nt
Organism: Aspergillus pseudotamarii
Lineage: Eukaryota; Fungi; Ascomycota; Eurotiomycetes; Eurotiales; Aspergillaceae
Product: DUF1445 domain protein
Exons: 2
Coding region: 1-840 (279 amino acids)
Biological process (GO): glutamate metabolic process
Molecular function (GO): D-glutamate cyclase activity
Source: RefSeq, a predicted model, not a curated record
AUGGACCCCACGCUAUGCCAAACAGCCCACCAAGUCCGCCUCCUCGGCCGCCAAAACCAUAUAACCAACACCUCGGGCCUAGCCCCAGGAUACCUACAAGCGAACCUUCUCGUUCUUCCCUCGCGACACGCCGAGGAUUUCCACAAUCUGUGUCUCCGCAACCCGGUCUCCUGUCCCUUACUUGGGCUCACCCAGAAGGGCAACCCCCACAUCAUUUACCCGUCAACCUGCAUCAAAGACAAGGACUUCGAUCUUCGUACCGACUGUCCCAAAUACCGCGUUUAUAAAGAUGGCAAGUAUAUUGAAAGCCGUACCGAUCUCAUGAAUCUUUGGACAGACGAUUAUGUCGGCUUUCUAAUCGGAUGCUCUUUUUCCUUUGAAGAUGCCUUGUCUGACGCGGGGCUCAGACCAAGACACCAAGCCACGGGAACCAUUGUUCCCAUGUAUAAAACACGGAUUCCAUUGUUAGCAUCCGGGGUCUUCAAGAAUGGAACCUGCAUUGUUUCUAUGAGACCCUAUCGGAUGGAAGAUGUAGAGAGGGUUAGGGAGAUCACAAGACCCUUCCUAGCCACGCAUGGGGAGCCGGUUGACUGGGGAUGGGAUGCCCUCGAGCGGUUGGGGAUUAGCGAUAUUGAGAAGCCGGAUUUCGGGGAGAGACAGGUUUUUGAGGACGGGGAGGUUCCAGUUUUUUGGGCCUGUGGUGUCACACCACAGAUGGCAGUUGAGUCGGCAGGAGACCGAAUCGAAGGUCUUGUAUUCGCGCAUGAGCCAGCCCAUAUGCUGAUUACGGAUUUUACUGUCAAAGACUUGGAGACAUUGGGGAAGCCCCUUUAUAACUGAUCCGAUA